AUUUCCCACCAUUUACAAUACAGAACAUGCAAAAGAUGCAUUGGAUCUUGCUCAAGUGCAGGAAACAACCAAACAGUUGGCAAAAGAAGAAAAAAUUAAGGUUCAUCAUUUUAAUAUUAUUAUUGAUAGAUGAUCAGUGUCGGACUGAACGAUCAUUGAGCACUAAGUGAUAGUGUCGUAAUUAUUAUAGUAAUUUAUUAUGUUUAGUUUUACUUUACUGUAUCAAUGGACCAAUCCCAUAUUAAAUUAAAUCAAAAUUUUGAUCUUAACAAGUCUAGACAAGAUUCCAUCACAGCAUGAAAGAGCAUCACAAAAUUAGUAAUAUUCCAAAGUUUCGUUGCGAAAUGUUGUAAAAUGUGGAUAAUAUAGCCUUGCAAAAUUUGUAAUUUUCAGUCAUUUUGUAUUACAAAUGUGAAAUGGUUACCACUUCGGAAAAUUUCCCGCACGUAAUACAAAAUGACUGAAAAUUGCAAACUUCACAAGGCUAUAUUAUCCACAUUUUGCAACGAAACUCUGGAAUAUUGCUAAUUUUGUGAUGCUCUUUCAAGCUGUGAUGAAAAUUUUGGUUAAUGUGGGAUUGGUCCAUUGUUUACACUAUUUAGGAAUAUGAAUUGGGGAUCAAGCAAAUGGAUAUUGAAAGGAUGCGAGCAGAACAAGAAGAAAGAAGGAAAACAAUGGCAGAAGAAGCUAAACAUAAUCAACAGGUGAAGUAGAAGGCAUAGAUGAUGUCAACAAAAUGACAAGCAUCCAUAACUCUCCAGUUCAAUAUAGUCUUGAAAGUCCUAUUUUCUGCAUUCUCAAAUGACCAGGAUUAGAAAGAAUGUAUGGUCCUAGAACACCACUUCGUAUCCCCAACAUUUCUUUAUCAGAUUGGGAAAACUAAUUGCAAAAGUUCAAUAUUAAGUCUUGAUAUUUUAUGCAUAUGAAGUGUUAUUAGGGUCAUAAUUCAAAUAGAAAUUCUAUUGUGUUAACACUCAAUUAUAUGUUUCUGUUAUUCGAAUUUGAAUAACAUAAUUUGAAAUCGAAUAACAUAAUUUGAAAUCGAAUAAUACAAUUUGAAAUCAAAUUCCAUAACUCCUUUUCAAAAGCCAGAACUCUGUUUUCAAGUGCUAAAACUCUGUUUUCAAAUGCCAGAUCUACCGUUUUGAAAUGCCAGAACUCUGUUUUCGAAUGCCAGAAUUCCGUUUUUAAAUGCUAAAACUCCACCGUCUUCAAAUGCCAGAACUCCUUUUUCAAAUCCCAAAACUCAGUUUUCAAAUUCCAGAACUACCUUUUCAAAAGCCAGAACUUCGUUUUCAAAUGCCAAAACUCCGUUUUCAAAUGCCAAAACUCAGUUUUCAAAUGCCCGAACUCCUUUUUCAUAAGCCAGAACUCCGUUUUCAAAUGCCAAAACUCUGUUUUUAAAUGCCAGAUCUACCGUUUUGAAAUGUUACAUCCCAAACCCUGUAAAAUGUCUAUUUAUUAAAUAGCACUUUUGUCCUUCACAGAAAGCCCAGUAUCAAGACCAACUGGCAAGAAAGCGUUAUGAAGAUCAAUUGUCACAGCAGGUAGCGCUGAAAUCAUGCAUCUUGUGUAAUACCAUCUCUUUUUCAUCGUAAUUUUGAUAUGUUUAAAAUUAUAGCGGAGUGUGAAUGAUGAAAAUUUAAGAAGACAGGAGGAAUCUGUGAAAAAACAAGAAGCUUUAAGAAAAAGUAUGGCAAAUAUUCACUGUAAAAUUCUAAUGCAAGAAUGAAAGUUAACCAAUUGAGUGUCAGAAAUAAUAAAUGCAUUAGAGUACAAUGUCAAAUUGUGACUUAAUGGUUAAUAUGCAUUUAUUUUAGUACUAGUGAUGAAUUUCCAUUUGUCAAAUGUUAUGUGUAAUACCUAAAAAUUCAGAGUCAAUCAAAUUAUGGCUUUUUGUUUAGAGACAAUUGAGUAUGAAGCGCAACUCAAGCACCAAAAUGAAAUGAAAAAGCUUGAAGCAGAAUUGAAAGGAAAGUACGUUCCACAAAGUCACGAACAUACAUUUUGAUAAAGAUAUCUUUUGUCAUGCUUGGAAUUGUAGCAAGAACAAUUUCAUUCUGUUAUUGCUAAAUUUUAGAGCAAAGAUUGAACGUGAAAAUCGUGAUAUUCGCCUUGAACAGAUAAAAGUUGAAGCAGCGGAAAGAAGGCAAACUAUUUUGGAGUCGAUAAAGUAAGUGAGAAAAUGUAUAAACUCACAAGAGUUACGCGCAUUAACCAGAAUUGUAUUCGUCAAAAAAUCAUUGCGCGUUAAAUGAAAUACAUCCUUCUGAAAAGUAUAUUAUUUUGGCUACAGACCCUCGUUUUCGUGUGUGGGACAUUAGUUAGAGCCUAACCUGUCAAUCACGAAAGCAAGGCUCUUUAGCCAUAGUGACAUAGUGGUCUUCGCCACUGAACAGCACUAAAUACUACACUCUCCAUGUGGUUUCAUAAAUGACACUAAAAUGUUAAAUGUAAUCAGAUUGACUGGAAAACAGCCUCCAAUGAAAACUUAUUGUGAAACAAUAAGGUAUCUUAUUGUUUCACAAUAAGGUAUCUUAUUGUUUCACAAUAAGGUAUAACUUUACGAAGAUGACCAACAAUGUAUCAUGAUUUAUGUGUUUAUUAGGACAGCCGGCAGUAUUUUGGGCACAGGAAUCAAUACGUUCAUAUCGGAUUGGGAUCGCGUAACUGCUGCGGCAAGUAUUGGUGCAAUUAUGUUUUUUAACUGUUCUACUAUUCUUGGGUUUCAGUCACGUGAUAUUUUAGCACAAUUUGAACUGAGGUUAACUAAAAUUACAAAGAAACGAAAUGAAUGUCAACGCAUAUUAUGCAAAUGAGUUCUCCAACUAUCAUAAAAGCCAAUAUAAAACAACCUAAGCAAUUUAAAAGCCGUCAUAUGAAACCCAAGAAUAUCUGAUUAGUCAUUCACAUAUUUUGGAAUGGUAAUACACUCCGCCCUAGUAUAAACCCCCAGACUAUGUAAAUGCACGUCACUAACACCAUUAUUUAUAAAGUGUUCCCUUACUAUUUUAGGCUGCGGGGAUUACACUUUUUGCCUUCGGUAUUUACGCUGCAAGACAGGCGACUGGAGUUGUAGGGAGGUAGGAAUAUUUUCACCAAGCAAGAACAAUUUGGUAAUUCUUGUAUGUAUCUCCAAUAUUUCUAUCCUUUCUAGGUAUAUAGAAGCAAGAUUAGGCAAGCCAUCAUUAAUUCGAGAAACCUCCAGAUUAACUGCUGUAGGUGCAGUAAGACAUCCGAUUUUGGU
Molecule: messenger RNA, 3247 nt
Organism: Paramuricea clavata
Lineage: Eukaryota; Metazoa; Cnidaria; Anthozoa; Malacalcyonacea; Plexauridae
Source: the annotation of a GenBank genome assembly